CCGAGCGACUCCUCCCACAUGGACGGAUGCAGGUUGCUCCAUCCUCUGCUCGACUCUGACCCAGGUCCUGUGACAUGGAGCCACACGAGGACCUAACGGUCGACCCGGACGACCUCCCGCUCCGAGCCAACACUAACCACAUACUCGUCAGACAUUAUGUGCUCGACCUGACUGUUCAUCCAGAGAGGAAGGUCAUCAGUGGCAGUGUUGUGCUCUUCCUGGAGCCUUGCUCUGGGGGGAGAGGUAAGGCUGAGGAGGAUGACACUGGACCUGGAGCUGGGAGUGGAGCGAGCACUGCGGAGACCGGAGGGAACCAGGAUGGGUCUGUGUGCAAAUCUCGUGAUGUGGAUAAAACAGAGGAUGGAACAGAAGCACUUGGGAAGAGGAGGAUGGAGAAGAUGUCCGGUGCUGGAGAAACACAAGGAGGUGAAAUACAGGCCGUGUCUUGGAUUGAGUCAAAGACUGCAGCGCACGCAGAAAAUAUUCAUUCUUCACAUUUGUGGGAAACAACCAGCGACGAUGAUUUCACCUUUGUGCUGGACUGCUGUGACCUGGACGUGUCCAAGGUGGAAGAGCUGGACGUCACUUCUGUGUCGGCCGUGGCUAGCUUCCCAUCAGAGGUUUCCUCUGAGAGCUCAGGCGUCAGUUCAGCGAACCCACAAGCAGCCUUUAUUCAGAAACUUGUCUCCUGGCCCUCUAGCCGAUGGAGGCAGAAGCACCAGCUCUUUCUGCUGUGCAGCCAAACCCCCGGUGCUCAGGAUGGAGGCUCGCUGCCUUUUCAGAGAGACCAAUGGAGUCUGCAGGUGAGGAAGAAGGGGGCCGCGUCCCCUCAGGAGUUCCCUCGUGCUGUGAGGAUCUGCUAUGAGACCAGGCCAGCAGGCCGAUCUGUGAGGUGGACCAAAGACCAGGACCACAGGGUGUGUGUUUACACGGCCGGCUCUCCCAUCAACAACCGAGCCCUCUUCCCCUGCCAGGAGCCGCCUGUUGCCAUGUCAACAUGGCAGGCAACCGUACGGGCCCCCAGUGAGUGUUUGGUUUUAAUGAGUGGGGAGGAGCAGGCCCUACCCGCUGAGGACGGAGACACACGCUUUUCAACGUGGAGCUACUACGUCACUAUGCCCAUGCCCGCCUCCACCUUCACCUUGGCGGUUGGCCACUGGUGCCAAGUCACAGCAGAAAUUCCCCCAGCGUUGGAAGGAGAGGUGAGGAACAGGACAGGCUGUGGCAGGACUGCCAAACCUGGGGACGUGUCUGGGGAACGGACUGAGGCCGGGCUUGUGUCUGGACUUGGAAGCUCCUCCAGUAAAGUAGUGAAAGGCUCUCCACACCAGACUGGCAGUGGAGACCGGACCACCUGCUCAGACUCAACAUUCUCUUACGCUCCCCUUGAGGACCAGGCGCUCUCUGUAACUGAUUAUUCAGGCAUGGUGGAUGACGGCGUCUCUUGUUCCCAUGGUGACUACCCUUGCCGAUUUACCGAGCGGUCGGCUUGGUCCCAGCGGGUGAUUCCGUACCGUGUGUUUGGCCCCGUCGGCUUGCUGCAGCAGGCCCAGAUGGGAGUCCUGCAGCUGUUGCCUCGAUGCUUGGCUGCAGCCCAUUCCGUUCUGGGCGUCCAUCCCUUUCCCCGCCUUGACGUUCUCAUUGUUCCAGCAGGGUUCUCCAGUCUGGGCAUGGCCAGCCCCCAUAUAAUGUUCCUGUCCCAGAGUGUGUUGUCUGAUGGGAGUCCUGGUUCUGGAGAGAGCUGCCUGUCUCUGUGUGGGUCCAGGCUGUGCCAUGAGAUCGCCCACUCCUGGUUCGGCCUGGUGAUUGGAGCAAGAGACUGGACUGAGGAAUGGAUCAGCGAGGGCUUUGCCACUUACCUCGAGGACAUUAUCUGGGCCCAAGCACAACAGCUCUCCUUCCAUGAGACAGCAGAGCACUCUGACCUGAAAGCCCUGCUGAGGUGGAGAAGGCUCUCUGAUGAGCUGCAGAAUUCUCAGGAGGAACUUCAGAUCCUCAGGCCCAACAUGGAAAACACUGGUCAGGUCAGCGAGUCUGGCUCCUCCACAGUGAAACAUGCCCUCAACCCUGACAAGACUUUCAUGCAAGUGCACUACCUCAAGGGCUACUUCCUCCUCAGGUUCUUGGCCAGUCAAGUGGGAGACGAACAAUUCAUGGACUUCUUUAGAUUGUUUGUGAAGAAAUACCACGGGCAGCUCAUUUUGUCACAGGAUUUCCUGCAAAUGCUGCUGAUUACCUUUCCCGACAUGGAGAGAAAAGGCCUCACCCUCAGUGCUAUUUAUGCUGAGUGGCUCGAUCGUCCGGGAAUUCCAAAGUGGCUGUAUGAAAGGAGCUCCGUGUGGUCACAGGCGAGGCUGGUAGAAGAAGUCAAAGCUGAGGCUGUAAAAUGGAUUCUCCUCAGUCGGAGUCAUCAGGGGAAGGGCAGAAAGCGGAGGAGAAUCGAGCCCAAGGUGAACUACAAAGAGUUGAAGUCGGACCAGCUGGUGAUGCUCCUGGAGCUUCUCUUGGAGGAAUCGGAGCUGAGCGUGGCGACGAUCCGCUCUCUGCAGAGGAACUACAACCCGCACAAGCAAGACGCUGAGGUCCGACAUCGCUGGUGUGAGCUGGUGGUCAAACACGGAUACACUCAGGCUUACGGAGACGUGGAACACUUCCUGGUUCAUGACCAAGCCAUGGGUGUGUAUCUGUACGGGGAGCUGAUGGUUCAAGAGGACCCCGAGCAGCAGGCUCUGGCUGCUCGCUGCCUCUCAUUGGUCCAGGAGGAGAUGGACCAAUCGGCACGUAGAGUGGUGGAGGAGAUGAUCUUAUGACGUUUGGAGGUUGCCGACCACAGACGGAGAUGACGGGGGUCUGGCUCACGAGGGUCCAGGACUCACCUCCCUCUCCGCGGCAGGAGAGGAGACGCCGCAGAGUCGCCGAGCAGCGUGAGCACCAGAAGGCUCUCACUCCGCGGCCCGAGGCCAACUGGCGAUGUUUAGAGAACAGCAGUUCUGUUCAUUCAGGUCUAAAGGGAUGGUCUGUGUGGAGCAGGGACGGGACAGGCUGUGUAGUGAGAUACUGUUGUUGCUGCGGUACAAGAGAAGCUCCACAUUUCAAUCUGCUCCGAACGACCGAACAUGUGAGAAGAGAUUUUUCAUAAAGAUACUGCACCUCCGACCUCAGCAGCUGCGUCUCAGCUAGUUUCUGUGUGUGUGUGUGUGUGUGUGUGUAGGUGUGAAUUCAUGUCUGUUUAGUCUACAGCCACGAUCUGGUUCUGGAGUUUAGACUGGAAAAGCUUCCAGGUGAAUAAUGUUUUCUUACAUAACAAAUGACUUCACUUCUCUCUGGGCUGGAACGACAUUGGAAAAUAUACACUUGACAAGACUCAGGACGUUUUCUAUACGUCCAUGUGACGGUUCUGUAACUGCUGUGUAAACAUAAUGUCAAGAUGUUUUCCCUGCGUGAUGUCAAGUGAGUUUUUUUAUACGUUCAUGUUGAAAUAAAAAAAUUGUUUUCUUGAA
Messenger RNA from Limanda limanda (common dab), 3500 nucleotides. RefSeq names its product aminopeptidase O (putative) (gene aopep). Gene Ontology annotation, cellular component: nucleolus. The coding region runs from base 75 to 2810 and encodes 911 amino acids. Lineage: Eukaryota; Metazoa; Chordata; Actinopteri; Pleuronectiformes; Pleuronectidae. Gene Ontology annotation, molecular function: metalloaminopeptidase activity; zinc ion binding. The transcript has 18 exons. The record is from RefSeq and is a predicted model, not a curated record.